AUUUCAACCAUAAUAUUAAAUUAUGGUAUGUAUUAUUAAAAAGUAUAGUUUAAUGUAUAUAUUAAAUAUAUAUCAUUUAUUCGUAGAUUUUAAAUAUGGAUACUGGAUCAAAGAAGGAGAUUAAAGAAAUGAUUACCAAAGAUAUAUCGAAUAUACAUAAUUAUUCCUUGGGUGUUAAAAAAUAUAUUAACAACCAGCUUGAAGACACUCUGGAUUAUUUACAUGGUUUAAUUGCUGAAAUACCACAAUCAGUCCCUGGCCCUUCAACUACAAAGAGGCCGAAAGUUUUGAAGAAAAAAGGUUAUCGCCGUAAAGAGACUAUCCCAGAAAAUGAUAUUAUCAAUACUGAUAAUACAGUAACAGAUUCAGCAGUACAUGAUAAAACAGAAAAUAAAGAUGUAAAAACUGGGGAUGUGCUGGAAACAACAAUUGACCGAACAAAAAGAAAGGCUGCAAUAAAAGCUGCAAUUAAUAUUAAAAAGCAGCAGUCAAUGUCACUUGUUACAAAAUUACGAAGGCUAACUCUUGAUGAUGACAGUAAUAGGAAACGUGGAGGCCGACCUAAAAAAAAGGAAAGUGCUAGAAGUAGUUCAGAUGAAAAAAACACAAAUGGUCCUACAAAACAUAGUAAAACAAAAAAGAAUGUUUUAAGCGAAACAAUUUCAAAAGAAGAUGCAAUACAGCCAGAAAGGAUUGAACCAUUAAAGUCUUCAAUGACAACAAGAGAUAGUAAUAUAAAGAGAACUUUUUCACGGAGUGAAAACACGAAGGGUAAAUAUUCUAAUAUUAUUGAUGAUACAGUAAUUCCAUCAGCAAGAAAUGAUAUUGAAGAUCCUUCAAUGUGCGAGGAUGCACUUGAGAAAUUUACUCCUCUUAUGAAUUCCACGAUGGACAUCAAUUCUAUUUAUACGCAGAAGAUGAUGGACGCUACCGCAAUUGUAGAACCUUUAUCGCCAAUAAAAUCAAACGAAACGGUAGUAAUUAAUAAAAACUUGGCUAGUAGUAUAGGAAAAAAUAAUGAACCUAAAUUUGCAUCACGGUCGCCAAUAACUCUGCAGGAGGAGGUUCAGCAGCUGAAUCAAGCGAUUGGACUCACCGAGUUCGAAGAAUUAUUCGCAGAAGAUGAGCCAUCCCGUGAAAGGGAAAUGUCUAAUAGAAACAUGACGAAACAGGACAUUCAAAAUGAAAUGAAGAAAAAUGUGCCCGUAAGAAAGAGAAUCGAGGCCUUUGAAAAAGAAAAAAUUUCAGAAAAAGCCAUUGUUCAAAAACUGGCACGAAGAUCUGUCGAAAAAGCAAAAAAAAUCUUAUUAGCGAAGCAAAAGAAGGAGACUCAGAUGAUGACAUCGCAGCUCCAAACAGUAAGGUCCACUUCUGUUUUGCACAGUAAACCUGACGACGACACAUCGGACGAUGAAGCCAGACCAAGGCGUACAAUUCCACAUUAGGCGCAAUCGUACAUACGCGAAAAUGAACUUGCAAUGCAACGAUAAAUUCCGAAGAAAGCAGUCUAUAAAUUCUUUGAUAGAAGAAUGUGCACACCAGAUUUAACUGAAAUGUUUGAAAAUAUAGAUAGGAGUAGAUUACAACGCACGUCCAGUGCAAUAUGGAAGACACCACCGCGUUAUUCCAUGAUGGAAAACGAAUAGAAGUUAUAAUUUGUUAAACUGAAUAUUGUUGAUUUCAAAUUGUGCCUUAAAGCAGGAAUACUUGACAUACCUUGCGUGUAAUAUAAAAAUGAUGUUACAUUGCAACUAUCGUUAAAAGAUGUAUGUGUUCUUAAAAUAUACCAAUGAACGUAAGACUAUUUCACUUUUUAUAUUUUAGAAUGAUCAUAGGCAUAUAUUACUUUUAUUAUACUAAUCAAAUUUUACCAUUUUUUCUUAUUUAUAUGUAUCUUCUUAAGAAUUAAUAAAUAAACCAAUUAAUAAAUAAUUGUUUUGGUACGACUUUUUAAUGAGAAGUAAAUUUUAUUAGAUUUGCCUUAUUAUCACUGUCGUGUAAUAAUUCGCGAGAUACGCGUGAUAUAAUUCGCACGAUUAAAUAGCACUGGUGAUUUCGUCUCUUCGUGUAACGAGGAGGGUCUGGUAAAUGGGUCGACCGUGGACGUUCAAUCUUG
Bombus huntii is the source of this 2116-nucleotide messenger RNA. RefSeq lists its product as uncharacterized. The coding region runs from base 96 to 1445 and encodes 449 amino acids. Lineage: Eukaryota; Metazoa; Arthropoda; Insecta; Hymenoptera; Apidae. The transcript has 4 exons. The record is from RefSeq and is a predicted model, not a curated record.